Messenger RNA from Xyrichtys novacula (pearly razorfish), 44158 nucleotides. Lineage: Eukaryota; Metazoa; Chordata; Actinopteri; Labriformes; Labridae. The record is from the annotation of a GenBank genome assembly.
AAACAGACCCUGUUUCCCUCCCUGUAGUCCUUGGUGGUGAUGAAAAUGUCCUCUGAUUUGUAGUUUAACUUGAAAUACGCAGAUGACUACAAAAAUAUACGCUGGGUAUCAUCAGCAAGCCCAAUUUUUUUCUCCCUCUUCCUCCCCUUGCAGAUGCACGCAGCUCAGCGCUCCUCGCCGUGCUCAGCUCAGUCUUGAGUGGCGCGGCUGUAGCAGCAGAAUAUUUGGCUGUAAACAGAGACACACGGUGCUGUAGUCUCGAUGCGAAACGCAGGCUUUUAGGAGACGGUGAGUGCAUCGAGAGGGGGAUUUUUAUUGCAGAGAGAGGCUCGUGUCAUCAGUGCAAGCUGGUGAGGGAACACCAUUUUCUUCAUUUUUGGGGGAAUGUGUCUUUUCUCGCUCUUCUCUUGCUUAAUGUGCGCGCCGAUCCGAUCCGAUCCCUUCCGAUCCGAUCCCAACCUCGUUUGUGCUUGAUCGUUUUUUGUGUCCGUUUUGUUGUCUUUUGGUUAAUGUCAUUUUUGGAUAUCAUCACGUAGGAGAGUCAGGGAGCGAGACAGCUAGAGAAAGCGCGAUGAGAAGAGAGAGAGAGGGAGACAGAGAGAGAGAGAGGGGGGAAAAAAACAAGGGAUCCCAGCUGAAAAUGUAAGAGGAUUUUUAUUUAGCAGGCACUGAAAGAGAGAUUAGGACGACAGCAGUGGAAGUUAAAUUGUGCUGCAUAUAAAAUGGGCGGGCUGCUCUUUCUAUCAGGUUGGUACAGCCUAUUCUAAAAUUAAACGGUCUGCGCUUGGAUGAAGUCUCCGUCUACUCUCUUUACGAUUAAUGAACUAAAAGCUUUAUUUUGACAGAGAUCUGGUUGCAUUAAUCCAGAUUUGUUAGUUUAGGACAUUUUUGUGUGUUGUUGCCGACAGACUGAGAGAGUUGAACUCACUACAGCAUCACCAAUGAACAGUGAGAGAGACCUGCGCAUAUCGUCAGCAGCCGCUUCUCCAGCCUCAAGCUAAAAUUCGUCAGAUCUGAGAUCACAGAGGAUUUUUUCUCAUUCAGACCCGGCUAGGAAGAGAUAUUCUGAAAAGUUUGAGGAUAUAGCCAGCGGACACCGAAUAUAACCCCGACUCAUCUGCUGUAAGUGAUUUUCUCCCAUUUUCUCGCCCUUUUUUUCAUCCGGCAAAAGGAAGAAGAAGAAGGGGGGAGAGAGAGGGGAGUAACACUCGGAUUUAGAGAGAGAGCGACGGUUCUCUGCUGCUGGACGCCGCUUGAAUCCAAGACGAGUUUUAUUGGGGGAGAAAAGGGGGGAGUCUGCCGUCGAAAUUGGGACCGUUUAAGGUGAUAUUUUAUGACCACACCGGAGGCGUUUGACGCUUUGAACAGGCUGGUUUUUUCAGCACCACGGACAGCGCUCCGAACAAAACACAGCAUCAACGCACAUUUGCUUAAUUACUCCGCCACGCACGGAUUGGAUCGCCAUGCAUGUAUUUAGAGCAGCCUUGCAGAGGGAUGCCAGUUGCAUGCUUAAAUUUCUCUCCAGCUGAUAUGUCCAAAUGGAGACAGAGACAGAGAGAGAGAUGGGGGGUGACAUUUCCUCUGAAUAACUUAGAAAGUGUGCUUGUGCGGGAUUUUCUCUUCCAUUCGUUAAUCUGCAUCAUCCCUCCUGCUUUGUCAAAUCCUUGUCAACCGACAGAUUUGAUUUGAUUUUUAUUUCAUGUCAAGAGGGCAUUGUGCGUCCCCCCCUCCUCGUCUUCCAUCCGCUCUCAGUGCACCUUGGAACAUCACAAGCAAGUAUAACAGAGGCAUUGUCUCGUUAUGUAGGAUGAGAAUUUCACGAUAUGCUGCUUUAUAGCGCUUUUCUCCAAGUGGAAAACUGGUCGCCUCGUGGACACAUCGAUUGUUCCUUCAUUAAAAAAAAGAAAACGGACCGUAAAUCCGAGUAUUGUGUUUUGCAUGCGCAAUAGCGCAGGCUAAUUGCUCCCAUACUUUAUGACCUGGCUGACAUCAUAGCUUAAUGAUCGAGGAAGAAGCGGACGCUCGGAAUUUUGAGGGGAUUUGGGCUUGAUAUUGCGGUAUGGUGCGUUUCACAUUGCAGGGUAUUAGGAGGAGGCUGUGCACAGGUGCUACAAGCUCACACGGGCUGUUAUGUGGUCGAUGAUGUGUUGCCUUGUUAUGUCUUCUUAAUCAUUAUGCGCUACAGAUGCAGCCAUAGUCAGGCGUGCGUAUUGAGCGUCAGCUAUGAAAGUCCUAUUUACACUGGAUCCCUUUCCCCCCAUCAUCGACUCGCUGAGCAGAUAUUUCAACCCCGCUCUCCCACAUAGUUAGGGUGUAGAAUAUGUCUCUGUCAGGUUGACGGAUAAUUCUCAAUGAUGAUGUAAAUCUUGGAGGGGGCGCCUGUGUCAAGUGGCAUGUGAUGGCCCAACGCAUGUGGCAGGGCCAUUUGGUUUGAUUCAUGCGCUGUCAGUGAAUCUGUGAGGGAUGUUAAGGAGCAAAAACCUCCCAUAAAACAUCUCCACCGGGACAAGGUCUUCAUUCCUCACAGCUUGCACCUCAGCUCUUGUUGCUUUGGCACAUCUACAUGUUUGUUGACACUAUGAUGUGGGGACAAGUUGUUGGGGGGUUCAUGGUGGAUUUCUGGCUCCUCUGACUUGGUAAUGAUGCUCAUUUCUCUCUCCCUCUCUCUCUCUCACUUUCUGUCUUUGACCUCUAGCAGUGAAAGGUCCUCAUAUUGCAACUAUGUGUGGACGGAGCAGGACGGCCCUUCUGUGUCUGUGGGCUUGCUGGCUCGCCGCCACCAGCGUUCUGGGUGGAAAAAGGUAAGAAGCAGCUUUGGCUUACAAACAUACCUGUAUAGUUCUUAACCGUAGAAUCUAAAAUGUCACAUAAAAGAAAACCAAAGUGUACUUUUUGAUAGACUUCCUCCUACUUUUUGACCAAAAGACUCAAAAUUUUCACCGUAACUUGAAGAGGUUUCGCCAAAAUCGCGGCGACAUUGUUGUUUUGCGGCUUUAACGAUCAAAAUCAAGACUUUUAAUCGCAGCUCCAAACAAAAAUAGUCAAAGAAAUCUACAAUGACCAAUGUUUGAUCACCUGCUAUGAUAUUGUGUCUUCCUCAUGCACCCCUCAGAGAGCUGUCUUUGUAACUGGGGCAUCCCCAAAGGACGCUACACGCUCAUAAUUGCAUGAAAGUAUUAAGAAGAUGAAGAUGAGGAGCAAAAAUAGACACCCUCCACUUGUUAUGGUUCUCUAUCCUUGUGGCACAACAUCUCCAACCUCACUUUCCCAAAACCUGCAAGCUGUGUGUGAGUCUGUGCGUGCGUGCGUGGCUCAGUGAUAUUUGGCACACUUUGGCGCACAUGUGUUGGUGACAGUGACCGCAGGGACAGUAGGGUCCAUGUUCAGACACACUUCUCAAUGUCAACUCGGAUGUGUCGGAUGUCACCUAACCAGAAGCAGACGCACAGUGAGAGAGAGAGAGAGAAAGAGAGAGAGAGUGAGGUGGAAAGGAAGAGAGAUAGAGUGAGUGAUUGGAUGAGAGAUGACAGCAAUAAGAUUCAGUGUCAUGUGACUUGCAACUGCAUUAAUUCCCACAUGAUUCAAAUGCAGGGCAGGCUGGCAUGUGUGGCAGAGUUUAAAACAUCAUGAUUAGGAUGCGCUGGUUGGAUUCAUGUGGGUAACUUUGGCAGUAAAUAAACACACAGGCAUGGGAAAUGUAGGAGGGAGAACUCAGAGCUUGGAUAUCAUUUGGUUUUUGUGGAGGAUCUUGGAGAAACUGACAGGAUCUCACUCAUACGCACGGCUGAAUAAUUCAGGAGAGCUGUCAUAGGUGGUCGUCUUGACAUCUCGAGAUGGUCCACGCUUCUCCUUUCUUAGUGACAACCACAAACAUCUACACGUUCAUCCUGAGAGCGUGCAGAACGCAGAUGGGACGUGCCCUAAUUUGAAUGUACAAUACAUCUGCGAACCGGGUUUGCGCCGACUUAUAGUGAGAAAAAAAGGAGAGGCUGUGAUUUACUGCAGGUUGGAGAGAAUGUGAGAAAGUACAGGAGGAGCUGUCACCACAAAACUGCAAAGUAAUUAUCAUCCAAAGAUUUACCUUAUCAACCAAACGCCUAUCCUGUCUUUUGAAGGGAAAUACACGAGCACUCUCUCACUCACACACACACACCUUUAGGGAUCUCAACAAGACACGGUAAUCAGGAGGACCUAACAGAGAAAUAAUUAGAUAUCCAAGUGAAGGAAGGGAGAGAAAGAAAGAGAGAGAAAUAGAGAGAGAGACGUUCACAGAGUGAGUGUGAACGGCACUGUUGCUGUUCAGAUGACCUGUAGAUGGGGAUGGUGUACAAUGUUUUAUGAGGAAGUGGCCCCCUGGCUGAUAAACAUGUGUAUUCUUCUUCUUCUUCUCCAUUAUUUCCUCCUUUCUUUGACACACAACCUUCAAACACCUCCUUUGCAUCUACUCUCAUGUGUAAAAACCUGUUUUCUCCUAAAAAUGUGGGGUUAUUUUCACCGGUCGGGGUUUGAAUUCAGGUAAACCGAACUCACGGGUCAGAAAGUCUGCCUCUUGAUCUCAUUUUUACUUCUUAAUGUCUUGUAUCUAAGGAUGAAUUUCCUCCAACAUAUUAAGUGCGUUUGGAUUAUUUUUGAACUUGUGAAUACCGAGGGAUAGAGCAGUUCGUUUCCUCUGUUUAUGGAGACUAAAACAAGCAGACUGUAACCCUCAGGCCAGACCAAAAAAACUGUUUCGGCAUCGUGAUGUGAUUUGGCAAAUUGGAAAUGUGUGAAUAAAUGUAGAAAGACGGAAUAUUAAGAAGGAAGGAGGAGGAGGAGUAGGAGGAGGCGGAGGAGGUUGUGUUUUAAUUUUGCCUCCGCUGAUUUGCUUUCCUUAUUUAUUCCUAAUUGGCUUCUCAGACCUGAAGAAGACGGAUUAAUUAUUGUUUUGAAUCUGAGUGAUUCAAAGUCGUUACCUCUGAAAAUGACGCUGAGUAAAAUUGCUCAUCACAGUUAGUACAGUUUUAGAGCUGGCUUUGGUUUCCACUCUGUUCUGGUUACUUUUGUUUUUUUUUUUCCUGCUACAUGCGAAUGAAGUGAAAUUGGUGGCGGAGAGAGAUUCAUAUUAACCCUUUUAUACAAAUCCAUGUGUGACGUGGUUGGCGCAUCCCUAUUUUCUAUAGCAAACUGUUUAGCGGCUCAAAGUCAAAGCUGCAGGAUCCGCUUCAAUCCUGUGAGCCGCGUCUUCUCGAGAAGACGGCUUCCCACUUUCACUCAACAGAAUCCUCACCUCAUCCCAACCUCUACCUUUUAUCUCUCCCUCCGCCAUCUCUGCCAUCUCCAUCUUUUUUUUGUCUCUCCUUACAGACGCCACUCUCCCUUCCUUUGGUCCCCUCUAAACUAAUCUUGAUGACCUCUCCUUCUCCUUGCAGAGCCCCGUUUCCAAACACUUUUUUUUAUUUAACAUGCAAUCAAACCUUACACUACUGUGCAGGAAAAAAAAAAAAGAGGGCGGACUUAAUUGCUUGGCGCCACACAAAAGCAGAGCCUUUCAUCUGAUUGUUAUCAGCGUAAACACACAUGCAAACAUAUGCAGGGAUAAGUACACAAGCAGUCAUCCGGAGCAGAGAAUAUGUGCAUGCAUUAAAUCAGGUAGUGCAAACACACACGAGCAAACAUUCCUGUGGCGUUCCUGCAUAUAUGAUGCACAAUUAAGGGGGCUGUAUGCCUGAUUAUGAGAGUGUUAAAAUAUUUAUGCUUGGAGAUGCUGCAAACGCGGCUCUCACAAUCGCCCAUCGUGACGGUUUUUGGGCGUCGCUCGAAGCGUUUUUGUUUCAUGUUGGAAGGCCUGUAUGGUCUAUGGAAGACCAGAUUAAGGUGUACAUAAUGCAGUCUGAUUCCUCUAUUCUCUCAGUCGCUGAGUUUGGAGAUUUUUUAUAACUUUAUUUUUAUCUAUAUAGCACCUUUAAAAACAGAUGUUUCCAAAGUGCUUUAACAGAAGUGGGCAGUUCCAGAUUGGCGUUUGGUGGUUGAUGGCGUCACAUCAGGAAGGUGAAAAGAAAGAAGGAGGAUAGAGACAGAUAAAAGAGGAAGAGAAAUAAAUACAAAGAGAAGGUUAAAAUAAGAGUAAUAAUGAAAAGGGAGGGAGUAGGGCUGGGCGAUAAAACAAUAAUUAUAUACAUCAAAAAUUAACUUCACUCCAUAUCGAUAUGAAACAUGGUUGAUAUGCUUUUCGAUAGUCGGUAUUCUGACAGUAGCAAACAACUGUGCAGUAGCAGACUGCAGCUACACACAACUAUAGCAAUUAUACACGUAAAGCUGACAGCACUGUCAGUGAGAAAAAAAGAAACAACACUGGCACGAACACGUCGGUGGUGUGGAGGUAUUUGGGUUUUUUUGAGGUUGGACAUGAAGCAGAGUAGUGUGCACUCAGUGCCAUGCUGCAGAACACGCACAGUGCUAAAGGUUACAAACCCCAAGCGGAGUAAGGAAACAGCCGACCCUUCAGUCCACUUUUUUUAGCGCAACGCCUUACGACAAAACGUUGAAAAGACACAAAGACCUCACAGAUGCAGUAGCUUAUUGUAUUGCAAAAGACAUGCUACCAACAAGCACUGUUACAUUUUUUUUUUUAUAUCGAGAUAUUUAUCGAUAUCGACUGAUAUGUAAAAAAUAUGUCGUACAGCCCUAGAAGGGAGUAUAUUAAAACGUGAGAAAAUGUUAAAAACAGGACUAAAAAUCGUACUAAUAAUAAUAUACAUAACUUAUAAGGUUCAACAAGAGGUAUGCAGGCAAUUAAAUAAAUAAAUAGAUAAAUAAAUCGUGCAUCAUGUAAAAGCAAGUCUAAAAAAAGUGAGAUUUUAGAUGUGAUUUAAAAGAUGUUACUGAUUCAGCCCACCUGAUCUCCUCGGACAGGGCAGUUCCAAAGUCGAGGACAGAAAAGACUCGAUCACCUUUCAUCUUAAGCCUCGACUUUGGAACAGCCAGUAGGCCCCCGCCCCCGAGGAUCUAAGGUUGGAGCCAGACCUGUAGACCAGGGCUCCAAAAGUGAUCAGUAAAAUCUUAUAAUCAAUUCAAAAGCGGACAGGAGGCCAGUGGAGAGAUGCAAGGACAGGAGUGAUGUGACGCUGUCUGUUAAAACCAGUUCAAAGUUAAAAGCCUAGCUGCUGCGUUAAUCUGGACCAGUCGGGAUUUCUGUUAUCUAACCUGGAGACGAUGAAUGCAUGGAUAACCCAUUACUAAAUCAGCAGUUUUCAGUGUUUUCAGGCAUGCCUAUGUUUGUUCCACAUGCCUGGUUUUACGUCCCACUCACAAAGAUAACUAUGGUACAGGUAUCAUUUGCAAAUAUACCGAGGAGGAAUCAGAAUAAUCCUACGCAAGUAUGGAAAAGUAUGGAAGUAGUUUGAUCAAUUUCCAGGUCUUAAAAAGUAUGGUAAAUGAGAAAUAAAUACCUAUGUUUCCAGACUACUACCAGAGUCCAAAAAUACUGAAAAGUAGGUAUAUCCAAAAAUAAUUUGAAAAAGUAGGGUAUGGUAUGGAAAAGUAUGGAAAUUCCAACUGUGUAGGAACCCUGUUGUAUGUACCUCUCUAUAUGAUCUAGAGUGUGAAUAGUACGUUGGUAAAGAUGGCAUAAUGCGCCGCUGUUAUGGAGGAUUUCACCAAGUUUCCGCGUCCUCUUCCUCACGACAGAAUUCACAACCCUUCCCAUGUUCACAACACGGCCAUCUUGCUAACUUCAGAGCACUAGUCCUCUGUUUUUUUUGUUUUGUUUUGUCUUUGAUUUAUGAUUCAUACCAAGAGUUUCUCUCCUCUCUUUUGGCAGUUUGGAUCAUGGUUUUUUUGGGCUCUGACUGUGACGACUUUAUAUCUUCUUCUUCUCUGCUUCUUUGCCAGCUCUGGGCAGAACGGCAUAACAGAUAACACUACAGUGUUCACCGAGAUCUUAGACAGCCUUCUGGAUGGCUAUGACAAUCGCCUCAGGCCAGGACUGGGAGGUCAGUAAACCCGAGUCAUUGCAUGUCCUUUGUCUCUUUGUGGUGACUGUUUGAAUUAUUGCUUUUGUUCCCUGCAAAUAUGGAAAUAUCAUCCCAGAGAAGAUGCCUAAAACAAGCUGUCUUUUACCUCAACCGCUCCUGAAAAUAUCUAUCUGAGUGAAUCCUAUUGAGGCAGAUUUGCUUUUAGUGUCAGAUUGUGUGAGUAAUAAUUAAAAAACAGAGUUGGACACCCAUUCUUCACCUGCUGCUUUUGUGAAACGCUGAAUUGUCACAAAGCCAGCACUCCUAAAAGAACACAGUUAACGUCAUUUCAUUUCAUGGGCUCCUCUUCACACUAUUGUCCACUGUUCGAGGGAGAGUAACAAAAUGGCAAAAAGACAGAGAAGAGACAAACCGAAAGCAUUAAAUACUCGAAAAAGAGAGAGAAAAAAGAAGGAAGCAGAGAGAAAAAAAGAGAGACGAGGGAGAGAUAAUGUGAGAAUCGGUGUGUGAAGGACACUGAGGAUUGCACAGCGUGAUGCGGCAGGCAUCAAACAGACAGAGGAAUAAAAAAACGGAGCCUGCAGAGGGAAGAAAUUAUGGAUUAUGAUGGGUAUCAUUCAUAAAUCACGCUGUCACAUUCCAGUUUCAGAAUCACCAAGAACAAACUCUCUCUCUCUCUACACAUCACCUCUGCCACCCCCUCCGAUUGAAUCGUCAGCGGACCUAUUUUUUUUCUCUCAGUGUUAUAGAACAAGAGUGGCACGUUUUCAGUCAUACAGCAAUGCACAAAUUUAUUAAGAGAUUGAACCAGCGUCCAGGUAAGGGAGCUGACAGUGAAACAGAAAUGGUUAUCGACAUCUAAAAUGGGCAUUUUGAUGGUUUUAUUUCGCUCCGAUGUGUGUUUGCGUAUCUGAAGCCGCAGACAGGUGGGUUUGUAUUAACAGGUAGUUAGGGGGGCUAAUGAAUGCCACUGAAAGUCAUUCACUCUUGCAAUUUCCUGCUUCAACAGAGCGUGUAACCGAAGUCAAGACUGACAUUUUCGUGACUAGUAUUGGGCCAGUUUCGGACCACGACAUGGUAAGACUCUUUUUGCCUCUUUAAAUGUCACCAGUUUCCCUCCAUCCAACCUCCUCUUGAGUUUCUUCCCCCCUUUUCUCUCCUUCUUUGGCCACACUGGAGUUUCGCUGUGGGAUAAUUAUCAAUUUGAUGUUUCAUUCCAUUAAAGCCUGAUGUGUUAAUAAACCUGUCACAUGUUGAAGUGUAUUUCCUACCGCACGGUUAUGAGCGUCUAGCUCCACAUAAAUGCCACCGCAGAGUCGUAAAUAUGACUGCAUGAGACUUAUAUGUGUGUGUGUGGAAAAAUGCUGCGAAACCAAUUCUGUUUAUUGGUUUUAGGAGAGUAAUCAUAGCUUUGCAUAUUCUGUUUGUAUAGCCUUUUAGUAGAUGCAUGCAUGUUUUAGAGCCCGUCUACUGCUAAUCCAUCUUUACUGAGAGGAAAUGUUCGGAUAUGUAGGUGAUUUAAGAUUGGAAAAAUGUGAAAAGAUAAGCAAAAGCCAUAAAGAAAGGUAUCAGAGAGGGGUUGACUGUACACAGCGAGGCAUAGAUGCUGAUUUGUCACGAGUAAAUUGCAGCGGAAAACUGUACUUUGAUAGGCGCCGCUUUAAUUUGAAAGGUCAAGCGGGCUCUAUUCAGAGAUUUUUGCCAAAAAUAUCACAGCGCAAUGAGGAUAUCUGACGUAGGAGGCAGAGAGGAGCAGAAGUCCACUAAAUGCAAACAUCCAAAUAUGAAUCAUCACCUUUAAAAGUUCUUUUUUUUUUUCAUUUUGAGACCAUAUGCUACAAGGCCGCAGGGCUAUUCAAACACAAGCAUCUGAUCUGGAAACCAAUUAAUCUCCUCCAAAUGUCUCACUGCCUCUCCUUCACCACUUGAAGGAAAACACACACUUCUGUUUUAUGCACGUGAAGUGUGCGAGUGUCUGUGUACUCUGUAUCUGACAUAAUCUCAGUUAAUUGCCCUCGCUGACAUGCGGCUCAGGAGUAUUUUGCGGCUUUGUUGAGGGCCAGAAGGAAGGAGCUGAAGACCAUUUCCUCCAUCCCUAGUCUCUGUCCUCCUUUUCUCCUCCUCUUCUACCUUCAAGCUUUGUUUUAGUUCAUACUAAUUAUCCCACGCGACUGUGUGUGUGUGGGGAGAAGAGGAUGAAGACAAAAAAAAAAAAGAAAACAGGCUGAACUGUAAUUUUUACAGCCUCCCUUUACUCUGACAUCCAGUCAUGUGGAACCAUUAAACUCUGCUCUGAGCUACAGUCAUUAGCUGCCGCCAAAAUGAAAUGUUCUCCUAAUUUUGUGUCCAGCGCUUCUUCGUUGUGUGCGGGGUAAUUCCCAUUAUGGAGUCCAAAAAAAAAAGGAAGAAGUUCCCCUAAAGAUAAAUGCUAACAAUAAUCGUUUUGGCACUUACCUAAGCUGUGCAAGACCAAAUGACCAAUACUGAGGAAAUUAUCCUCCAUUUGCAUUAAGAGUAUGAAACUGACACGACCAUAUUUUCGCAAAUAAUCAAAUCAAAUUAAGUAGGGAGAGACAGUUCCAAGCUGGGAAACUAGGCCGACAUUACAUGGGAGAGUCAAAGUCAGACGAUGUAAAGAUGGAGGUAAAAGUGAGGAAAGUGGAAGGAAAACAAGGCUGUAUGACUCAACAUCUACCUCCACAGUGUCUAUGUUUCGAGAAAGUGAAGAAAACAGCCCCGCAGUCUGAGGUUUUGAUCUCUAUUUUUCGCUACCUGCAGGAGUACACCAUUGAUGUCUUCUUCAGACAGAGCUGGAAAGAUGAAAGGUUAAAGUUCAAAGGACCCAUGGCCGUGCUGCGUCUCAACAACCUGAUGGCCAGCAAGAUCUGGACCCCUGAUACCUUCUUUCACAACGGCAAGAAGUCUGUGGCCCACAACAUGACCAUGCCCAAUAAGCUGCUGCGGAUCACAGAGGAAGGCACCCUGCUCUACACCAUGAGGUAGGCCGACACGUUUUAGGCUGAACCUUUUGCUUUUUUUGGACGCAGAGUUUUGUUGUUUUUUGUACAGUUGCUGUUGAAGCUAUGACAUGGUGCCAUUUGAAGAUCAGCGAUUUGAUAUUUGAUUUUCGCAGGAGAGAGAAGGUUUAAGAGCAUCCUGAAUAUGGAUUUUCUGAUAUGACAAAGGGCUGACAAACAUCAUGUUUUGAAAAAUCUAUAAAAACACCACAAAAAAGGGGAUUUUUUACUAGUUUCCAGUGAUUUUACACACUGUUUGACCAUGACGUCACACUAAUCGUUUCCCAGUAAUUCUCUUGAACAGCUAUGUGGUUGCCAAUUAGUCAGAUUGAAGUAAAAAGUGCAUUUUCAGGAUAAAAUUUUCAGCAGAAUUGAAGCUCAUUUAUUGCAUUAAAAGGACUUUCAGAAUCAGCAUGAUGUACACGAGACUCCCUGUUUUAUCGGUGCGGUUUUGGUGGCUUUUGGAAAAUGUUGGAGCUGUGUGGCUUCACUCGUCUUUAGUUAGGCAGAUUUACAAUCAUUUUUUGGUGGAUUUUAUUUUGUAUUUCAUGCAUCCAUAAAAAUAUCUGGAAAUAGACCGAUUUUUUUGUCUUUUAGUUAUUUUUUUUCACAGAUUUUUCCUUGGUUCAUUCAUCGCGGUGUUGUGUUUUAAUGAUGUUGCUUCAAGAAUAUUCUGGAUAUGAAAUGCUUGUUAGUGUCUUGAGGGUAGAGACUAGUCUUUGUUGCAGUGGUCCCAGCAGUAUUUAGUGAAUGACAAUGCCCAAUUAGGAUAACCAAAAUUGACUGAAUUGAUCUUUUUUUGACUCACUGGACCAACUAAUUGUUAAUAACAAAUCAAUGAUAAUGCUAUCUUUUAUUGAUGUAGGGUGACCAUACGUCCUCUUUUUUGUCCGGGGGAGUUUGUAAAAUCAAAUGUUCAGGAUUUUGUAUGGAAGUUUUGAGUUUGUGUAGCGUGGACUUACUGAGUUAGAAGCUUGUAAAAAACACUCGACCUGACCCGAAAAACCCUCAAAAUUUACAACAUGCAACUCUGCAACUCCACCCGGCAUAGUAGUGUCCUCUUUUGGGGAUUCAGAAUAUGGUCGCCCUAAUUAAUGUGGUAUCAUAAGUUUAAAAAGAAUAAUAAUAAUGAUGGAAAUCUUUGGCAACACCAGGCAUCAAAAACUAAAGAAUGAAAAACUAAAAAGAACUACUGUUGGUUUCAGAUUUGUCAGUGAGAUCAGCUUUGAAUUGCUGGGGAUGUUAUCGAGUAAAGUGUGAAGUGAAUACUUAAUGGAGAUCUUAAGUUAAAGUGAGAUUUAAGCGACACAUAAAACUCUUGGUACUUCAUAUAAUUUGAGUUGUAUCUUGUUGUUGUUUUUGAGCUACUCAAUGGAGAUAAUCAACUGUUUUUAUUUUGUAUUUUAAUAAUGAGUUUUAUUGAUAUAAUUACAACAGUUCCCUGAAAAUAAUGGAGAUCUUUGUCUAUAUCAUAUGUUAGCUACUUGAAAAUAUGUCUAAGUAAGAUUUACUGUUGAGUUGGGGUUAUUAUCUUAACCUUCCUCCUGUGUUAGCUUUUACUACGCACCCACCAUGUUAAGGGUCGGUUUUGACCCGUGUCUUAAAUCAGCUGUAAAUGACACUAAAAACAAUUCUCUAUCAUCCAAUUUGGUUCUCAUCUCUAGGUUACCUUGUUCGGCUUCAUUGUCCAUGAAAAUAUUGCUUAUAAUAUUUUUUGUUGUGGGUCUCUGGGCCUUUCUUUGUUAGUAUAGCCCUCACACAGACAUCCAUACUGAAUUGGUCUCACAUGUCUGGACAUGUCUGUUGUUGUUUUUUGUGCAGGGAAAAACAUGGAAAAAUGACAAUUUCCUAAAUCUCUCAUGAUUGGAAGAGGAUCUGACUGUCAGUGUGGUGCCUGACAGUGCACUUAUGAUUUCAACAACAGCGACCCUAACAUGACAAGUGCCAUAAUUUUAAUAAGAGCAUUCUAAAAUUUAGUCAGUUCAAUUUUUUUAUUUUUUAUUUUGUUGAAAUAGAGGUUCCUGACAAUGUCAAAAGGUCUUGAUGCAAAAAAGUCUCAUUUAUGUGGUUCUUUAAAGCAUUUAAAAUCAAAAACAGGUCGGUGCAGACCCUAACACAGGAGGAGGGUUAAUAUAAUAUGCGAGUUAAAAUGAGGUUUGGUUUUGGAGACACAAUCUUUUAGUAAAUCAAAACUCGAUGAGAACGAACAUUUUCACAACAGCCUCUAUACAUUAGCUAAUAUUAGCGUUAACAGACCUGCUAACCCGCCUUUUAUUGUGACAUUUAUGGUUCUUUUUUAACAUAAAAAAAGAUUCACCAUCAAAGUAAAUUUCUGUUUUAUCUAUCCUUGUUUAUAGACCAUCGUCAUCCAUUUAUGAUAUGUGAAUCACAUAAAGUUUUAUUACAUUUUGUCACUUUUCCAUUUGAGUGUUCACCAGUUAAAAAUAAAGCAGUUCUAUCCCAUCCUGAUUUAUCACUGUGGGGAUGCUUCCUGACAGUUACAGCAGGAAGAUAAGGUGUGCGACCAGCUGAGCUGAGCUUCAAAACCACUCGUGGCACCUCGGUAGCCUUCAGCAGAAGGCAAGUAAAUAAGAACCGGGAAAAAAAAAGAUGGCACGAACCUUGAUGCACACCAACAGAGUGAUUCUAAUGUGAGCUGUCUGCUGCGAGGAUCAUAAAACAUUUGUUUUAGCAUGUUUACUAGCAGGGGGAGGGGGGUUUGGAGGCGGAGUCUUGUAUUGCUGUCACAGAUGAGCGAGAUGAGGGAUGGAUGGGAGAUUAGUGUGUCACGGGUGGCCUGACAUGCUGUUUUUCACAAAGCUGUCAGGAAAUAGAAACCCACAGCUCAGCCUACUGGAGCGUUUUCUACUGGUUUUUGGAAGAAAGAAGCUGCAGUUUGAGAGUGUUUAGUGUGAAGAGGACUGCAGAAAAAUACAACAGCACAUGUUCCUGCUGCUGAAAUAUUGUCCCUGAGCCUUAAAUCCUCUUCAUCUUUCCUCCACCUGCACUGUUCCUCUGUCUGUUCAUGCUCUGAAUUUCUGUGCUAUUUUUCCUCUCUCUCUCCAGGCUUACAGUACGAGCCGAAUGUCCCAUGCACCUGGAGGACUUCCCUAUGGACGCCCAUGCCUGUCCACUCAAGUUCGGCAGCUGUAAGUUGCCUCUAUACAUACACAGUAGUGAUGGGCACUGCAGUUCUUUUAGAUGUACUGAAUCACUAAAAUCAGUUCACUAAAAAGAUUCGUUCACCAAAUCAUUGAGCGGAAGAAGCCUGCGACUCUGACCUCCUGAACUGAUACACAGCUGAAAGUUCAGGAUUCAGUUCAAUUCAGAGCUUCUAGGACAGGGAGACGAGAGUGUUUGGCUGUGUUUGUAAAAAUGAACUUGUUUAUAAGUCAUGAUGUUUUAAGUGUACUGUCCUAUGGUAUGCUAUUUAUCAGGUCUGCUCUGUAAAUUGGGCUCAGUGAGUGAUUCGUUCACUGAAGGUUCAGAAGAAUUCACACUGAAUAUUCACCGUUCCCUCGCAAACCGCUGCAAUGAUAGGAUGCUGCAGGGUUAGUGCACUUCUUGUUACACGCUGUGUCCUGUUGUAUGCAAGUUGUUGUUUUGAGAGUGUAGUUCAAUGCGUGAGUCGUUCACCAAGUGAUUCAGGUGUCGGUGCAUGUGGUCCCUCGUUUGCCGGCUGCUGGCCUGGCAAUGCUGUUUCUCUCUUCAGCUCAACUGAAGUGAGAAACAAACGAAUCACUCGAGGAAGUGAUUCGGUUAAGUACGUUCACUUAAAAGAUUUGGUUCUUUUGAACGAAUCGUUCGUGAACAACACAACGCUAAUACACAGUCUUACAAACAUGCUCCAAACACUCAGUGCGUUUACAUGCACAACUUAAUCAGACUGAGAUCAUAAUUCGUUUUUUCUUUCAUCAAACCGUAUUUCUCUCCUUGUCUGCGUUUACAUGCAGCUGAGAAAAUCGAAUUAUUGAUGUGAACGUGUCCUCCUCCCUAAAACUAGGGGGCAAUAUGGGUCUUUUUGUAGCGGCGCUGUUUUCGACCUCAUACAACCGUCAACAACAACAGCAGGUCUGUGCCAGAUGUCAGGAUUAGCUACAACUGCUGCUGGGCAGUUUCGAGCAAGAAGAUGGAGCAUCGUACAGCGUUGUUUUUGUCGUACACGAUGUGCACGCUACUUUUUCUGCAGAAGAGAUGCACGCUAAUCCUCUUCUCUGGUGUUUUGUUCCGGGGUCACGGGGGCUUGGCGCACAUGCAUUGUCCGAUCAUACCCCGAUUUCGCUGGUUACAUGGUAGAGAAAAUCAAAUUCCAAUCAUAUCAUCUUAAUCGGAGUUCUUAAAUUCCGAUUGUAGCCAGACUAAGGUGUUUACAUGCACUUUAGUUGUCCGGUCUUAAUCAGAAUAGGACAAUUAUUCGGUUUUCUCCAGUGUCAUGUAAACGUACUGAGUGUUAAAAACAAACAUACAUCUCUGGGAAACACUGUCAUCAUCCAACUGGAGGCGUGACCCCAACACGAGUCCCUGAUAGGGGAUGACAGUGCAGUAACAGCUGUCCUCCCAGAGGAUUUGUUCCCGCCAAGGCCCCUCCGGACCAACUGAUUCAACCCUGCAAGACCCUGGAAGACCCCUGCACACAGACCUAUGUUUACCCACAGCAGCAGCGGUGUCUGAAAUACUUCCAGAACAUCACACCAGCUGCUCACCGCUGACAGCUACCCCGUCCUACCCUGAUCAUCAAGAGAUAGAAAGAUGGUGAGGAAAGGGGGGAGGAGAACAAGAGGCAGAGAGAGGACAGGAAGAUGAAAAAAAAACAGCAAAAGUGAAACAGAUAGAAAGCAUCAAACUGCCUCUCUGCCAUCCUUUAGACAGCUGCACAGCGUGAGUGAGAGGACCGAGCAUCAACCCCCCGUUCAAAUUGAACUCACUCCCUAAAUAUUUCAGUGAUGAGCUCUCUUCCUUAUGCUGCAGUCUGCAGAGGAGCCAUCCUUUUCCUCUGCAGUGGCCGAGCCACACUGCGGCUUUGACAGGUCGGGUGGCCGGAGGGAAGGGAAGACUGACUUGACUCUUUUGAGGUCACGUUGUCCUGUUGGGACGUUGUUUGUUUGUUUUCUGUUAAGUCCAGAGAUAACAUGAAGUGACACAGCAUUGCAUCGCAUCGCAUCACGUGGUGAGUUGUUAGCGAAGAGGCCAACAAAAUAUGUCGCAGGAUGAGCAUAGAUGAUAAAAAAGGGAUGAGAUAAAACACUCCAACGAGGUGAAAAGAAAGGGAUAAUAUGCUUAAAUAGCAAAUGAGACAAGACAGGCAGGUUUGAGAUGAGAGCAGCCAGAGAAGAUGCGGGAGGACAAGUUGAGACGAGGUAAGGAUUUAAGUGGAAGACCUCGUUUCAGAUUUGUUUUUCUUUUCCCUUCCUCCGGGCAUCCCUGGCAGCUCCAAAAAUACCGCCUGAAAAAGGCCCACGUGACGACCAGACAACCAGCAGCAAAAUAAUUCAUAACGUUUCACUCUGUUCGUCCUUGUCAGAUGCCUACACUCGAGCGGAGGUGGUGUAUGUGUGGACCAGAGGGGCUGCCCAGUCCGUGGUGGUGGCAGAGGACGGGUCCAGAUUAAACCAGUACGAUCUGAUGGGGCAGAGUGUGGACUCUGGUGUGGUGCAGUCCAGCACAGGUGGGUUUGAUUAUCAUAUGUUCUUUUAUAAAAAAACAUCAUUGUAAUAUGUCACCCUGAAAUAGCCAGGAAAAAGGGAAAAAGAUAAGGAAAGAGGGAAUACUUGGACCAAAGAGGCACCAACAAAAUGAAAGCUCACAUCAGUUUAAAUAAAAAGAGAAAUUCUGCAUUUUAAGACUACGGUUCAUAACUGGAUAUUUGACCCUCUCCGUUUACAAAAAAAAACUGCUUGCACACCAGUACAUUUUCAGAGAAGUUUUCUUUUACACUAACCCAUGUAUAUAACCCGUCAAGAGCAUGCCAAACCUGUAGGUGGCAGUGUAGCAAGAAGCUCAAGCCCACGUUAGCCAAUCAGAAUCCCACAUAGCAGCAACAACAACAACGUCACUUCCUUCUUUCCUUCCUACAAUCUGCUGUCAUCGACCCAAAUCUCUGUUUUUCUUCGUUUACAUGCAAACUGAGUUUUUGAAAAUCUCCACUCUGGCCGGUGUUUUUAAAAAGCAUCGUUUUCAGGGGUGAAUUCUCCGCUUGAGUCUCAGCGAAGGGUGCAAACGAUGGUUAAUGUCUCAGUUUUUUAGAGUAACCGAGUACGUAUAAAUGGGACCUAAAAAUUCUGUGAGAAAAUUUCUUUUUGGACCACAUCGGUGCCCCCUGUGGACAAUGUGGUUCUGGUGUUAGGAAGUUCAUCUUUGCAUCUUUUACCAGUCAAACAUGCCAAUCGCUGUCUAUCUAAUCCAAUACGCUUUAUUUAUAACACAUUUUAAAAAACAUUCAAGUCUACAAAAGUGCUGCACAAUAAAACUAAAAGAACAGACAAUGCUGAAAUCAUCAAGAUGGGAUAAAUAAAAGCAGGUAAAAAACAUUAAGAUGGAAUAAAUAAAAGAAAUAAAAGUGAUAAAAGGACCGUAAAAAGACAAAAGACAGAUCACACAACUCUCAUUCUGAGCCAAAAGCCAAGGAAUCAAAAAAAAAAAGACCGUUUUGGACGGUAUUGUAAAUCUCAUUCAACACCAACCCUAAGGCAUGUUAAAAAUAACAUGAGGAAAUAAUCCAGCUCUUUCUUUUUGGCUUCAUUUGCCUUUUCUAGGUCCUAAAGAUGGAUCGGUAUCAAUCUUAUUUUCCUUUAAACCAGCUAAAACUCCUAACUGGACCUUUUGAAUACGUUCAAAUGACAUUCUGAGUGUUAAGGCUUCAUUACCCGGUCAAUAAAGACCAAGCCUUGACAACACACCCAGUCUGAACCAUCAUCUGAGUAAACUAACAGUCUGAAACAGCAAAUUUUUUUCACACCAUGUAUGACAGGCCAUGUCCCAGAUUUCAUAAUUUCCCUACCGGCCACUACAUCCUUUUCCCACCUCCUCCUCUUCCUCCAUUGAUACUGGCACAAAUUAGUGACAGUGAAAAUGGGUGACCUGUUUGCAGUGACGUUGGCUGCAGACUGAAAGUAAUGCUUUCGACAGCUUUAUCCCUCAAGCAACGCUUAACUUUGCUCGCAACAAGCCCCCCAGUGACUGUAUCUACCAAGCUUUAUUGAAUAAGCAACGUUGGAACAUAAAUGGGUUUUAUUAUUUGAUUCGUUUGUCGACGUCUCUGGAAAUACUUGAAAAUCAACAUGUUUUUUUCCAACCAGAUUAAAUGCCGGUGCUGUUUUUGUGUCUUUCCUGUUUUCGACUGAACGCUCUGAUAAAAAUGGAGCAUGCCUGGUGCGGAGUUAGCUGACAAAUUACAGCCCGAACCGCGCCAAUAAAUCUCAACUCCAAUAAAUUUGAAGGCCCAAACAUAACAAAGCCUUUAAGGAUAAACACUCGAGACUAUGAGGAAAGGCAUGAUAGAUCUUGUGUAAAGUUAAUCAGUGGACUUGUUCUCAUAACUUUGUGUCUGUUGUUUGCAGGAGAGUACGUUGUGAUGACAACCCACUUCCACCUGAAGCGGAAAAUUGGUUACUUUGUGAUCCAGACAUAUCUCCCCUGCAUCAUGACAGUUAUCCUCUCCCAAGUGUCUUUCUGGCUCAACAGAGAGUCCGUCCCUGCCAGGACUGUGUUUGGUGAGUUGUCUGCUCUCCUCCCUUCAAAACAUCUGUGCUUUAGAGAAAUGAGCCCAGAAAACAGACGGUUCCAAAUCUGUUCUUGGAAAAAUCCUUUUGGCAGAUUUAAUGACAGGCCACCAGGCUUUUCACUCAAAGCUAUAGUGCUGUUGAGCAAAGAUCUGAACUAACUGGGCUACUUAGAGACCUAACAAGACAGAAAAUGUCCCUCGUAAUGGAACUAUUGCAAAACACAGGCUCAGAGGUGAAGCUAUUUUUCCAAAAAAAUGUGUACUUUAGUGCCGUUAUUUCUAAAACUGUUGAGUUAUAUGAUCUUAAAGACUGUUUUAUAGUUUGAGAAACUUUGAUGCACAUAUUUGCAAAGCUUAUCCUAAUUAAUCUUACAUUUAAGUACCAUAAAUGGUGUUAAAGGAGACCUACUAUACUCCAAUUUCACCUUCCGCUGGGAUCUUUAAGAAACGAAUUUCAGCACUUUUCAAUCUUAAUUUCGGCUACUUUUCUACUAACAUCAAUUUAGACACUGCGUGCACAGAACAACCCGAAAGUUAGGCCUUUAUCAAAGAUGUCUGAGGCUAGCCGUUAGCGCUCACAUAAGCUUCCCAUUAUACAUUAGCUAUUGAAACAUUAGCUGCUGUCAUCAUGUGACUUACAGCUUGUGUUUAAAGGUCAGUUUCAGUCAUGAUUGAGAUGCAAAUUCAGCCUCUAUUGGCCUUCGUUUACAAAAUAGACACCAGUGAAGUGGCGAGCAUUAACAGCUAUUUUUAUAAGGAAAUACGUACAAGGAAGUUUUAGAGAUACACUGACUCAACAAAGUGUAGGAAGGAAAAGGAACUUUCCAAAUGAGGGUAAAUUUGAAAGAGCAUCUAGGUGGGUGUGUCCAUUAAAGAGUAUUGUUCUGAUUGGACAGCAGAGCCUGAGGUCAUGUUUAGAUCAAGUCCUGCAAACUUCUCAAAACAAGCUGCUUAUAAAACCUGGAAAACACAUCCAGGAGUUAUGCAAAACGUCUAUAAUUACAAACUGUGAUUGUGUUUGGAUUUUUGACUGACUGCAAACGUGUGAAAAACCAUCUGCUUUGACUUUGAGAUGAAAAAUAAAAACAUCUGACACAUUAGACUUAUUAGAAGAAACCGUGAGACACUGUGAGGCUUUUAAACACACUGCUGUCAAUGACCCUGGAGUGCAGCUUCAUUUCUCCACACAAAGAUAGGGAAAUGUUUUUGCUGUCAGUUUUUAUGACAGAGUAAAUAACUCAACUUAACUGACUACACAAGACCUGAGUGUGCGGCAGACUACUUCAGUGGUGGGGGAUAGAGCCUCAUUAUGUUUGACUGAGUUUGAUGGCAGGCGGUUGAUUAACAGCAGAAUUAAAGGAUGGGAAAGGUUCACUGACACUGACAAAAGUCAUAAAUUCGUUCAAAGAAACAGUUUAACACUUUUGGAAACGGGUUUGUCUGUUUUUCUUAAAGCUCUUGUAGAUAUUUUAGGAGGUGAUGAAACGGAGUACAAAUCAGCGCCUGUAACCCAAUAACAGUGUUACAUUUGAAGGAAUUUUAAAGGACUUGUGACUUGCUACUUCAGACUGAAUAGAGAGAUAUCUUCAUGGAUGAGUUCAUGCCUAAGUGAGGUGAAGUUAAGGAUGCGAGUUGCAGAAAGGAAGAUAGUAAACAUAAAGCAAGUUGAGACUUUUAGGAAAUACUCUACAGGACACAGUCAGCAAAGAGAUACAAGGUACAUCUUUGUCCACAGGGGGCGCCAAAACCAACAAAAAGAAAAAGUGCUAGACUAGCAUAGUAUAACACCCUUAAGGGGAUAUUCCGGCGUAAAUUUAGACCCAUCCUCGAGAGAUGAAUGUUGCUGACUGCUUGUUUCUCUAGUUACACCAACUUUAGUAGCCACCACAUGAUAGCAAUACACUGUGGUCUACGUCUCCACGCACAAACCUCAACCAAAAAGCCACUCUAUAGCCACAAAUAAUGGUCAGAACAGCACCUAACUUCAUCAACAGCACAUAUAGGGUCCCAGCCAUAGUACUAGCCAUCAAACAUCUUUUUAGCUUUGCCUAAUUUCUUUAGCAAAGAGACUAAACACAACCCACCCACUCUCCUCCAGCAGCCGCUUGUUUGUGGAGGAGCCCUGACAAGUCGUCCACCGAGUGCAGAGGAGUUUCGCAGCUCAAGGAAGAACAUUUCUGAUUAUUACUUCAUGGAAAUGAUCAGUUAUUGUGCGGUCAUUACAAAAGUUGAUAUAACUAGAGAAGCAAACAGUCGGCAACAUUCAUCUCUUGAAGGGGGUUUCUAACUUGGUGUUACAGUGAAUUUGACCCUAACUUAAUUUUACGCUGUAAUAUCCCUUUAAGCAGCAGAGAGAAGGACGUAUGGCUAACACCUAAAAAGGCUUCCUAAAUCACACAUAAUUUAAUCACAAUUCUCACAACCGACUCGCUCAAAAAGACGUCUUCUGUGAGGUUAUCGUUUACGUAGCAACUACAACCUGAGACACCUAAAAAUAGAUUUGAGUGGCAAUCUUUAUGGCCGGUCUCUACAGGCAUCUAUUUGCAAAUUUCUGUACAAAAAUAAAGAAAUGAGGAAAAUGAGAUGUUUCACGCCACGUCUUUAUAAGAUGAUAUGCUCAUGCCUACCUCCUGAACUACAAAUUUAGAACAACAGGGAAUGAGAACGGUAUUGACGCCAAAAUCAUUAUCUUCUCCGACAAGCUAUCUUGAUAACAGCAUGUGAGUGUUCACAAAGAUCGGUUUAAUCUGUGUUCAAACAGUCAGGAGAAAGACAUCUUAAGUCUGCAACAAAUACUUUGUGAACGGCGGAGUGACUUCCUGGUGCUCCGCUCGUUGCCUGGCAACCUCACAGUCCUGACAGAAUGAUAUCAAAGUCCGCCAUCAAAUUCUCGACAAGAAAGCCAAUAAAGGUGCUUCCAAAAUGUCAAACUAUUCCUUUAAAAGCAAAUGAAACGCUCAAAAGACUGAUUAACAGUCGCCCAAGCUUUCCUCCUCUGUUCUCUCCUCUCUGUCUCUGCACCAAUGAGGUGAACAGGAGCUUUAAUCGGUCGCGGCUGGCUGCAGUAGAAAUUUCAGGCACGAGGCUCUGUGUGAAUUCAGAUUUACGUGCUCAGAAUGUGUUUUUACAAGUGUGUACGAGUGCGUUCGUGCCUGGCUGCGUGUGACCAAAGCGUUCAUCAGUGUGUGUUUGUGUGCGCAGAUUUGCCCCCGUGUAUGCGGUGUGCAUGUGUCUCGGCAUGUGUACGUGAGUCUUUGUAUGCGUGUGUGUGUAUCUGGUGAGUAUCUAUCUGUCUGUCACACUAAUGUCUUACAUAAUAGCGCCCAAAAGGAAAGCUCUUGCUAGUCUGCAGCAUGCUCGGUAGCAGCAAAGCACAGCAGCAGCAGGCAGAAUGUCCUUGAGUUACCUCAGCCUCCACUCUUCCCCUCUUCUUUUCUCUCUCUCUCUUUCUGUCUCUUUCUCCUCUUCUCAUGGAUGUCAGUGUCUCCCCUGGCCCACUACUUAAAGAGCUUUUUACAAAAAACAUUAUCAUGCACCAGACUCUACAGUGCUGCGGCAGAUUUUUCCACUCUUUUCUUUGCUGUGUUUUGGUGCCUUCAUAUGCAUAAAUGCAUGGUGUGUGUGUGUGUGUGGGCCAUAGCUAGCUACCUGCGAUGCUUGUCACGUGUCCAGGGGAAAUGAGGAUGGCCUAGAUUAGAUUCAAACGACUAUGUAGGGCAUGUGUGUGUCCCUCAUGCUAUCGUCGUGGGUUCCGCUUUGUAGGAUUACAUGCAUGCACACAUACACACACACACACACUGACAGUGGAAUAAACACAUGUGCAUGCUUUUUAUGGAUGUACAGUGCACCAAAGCAUCCAAAUAUACUAGGUAGGUCAUUGCUGUGAUGAAUAUGCAUCAUCUGAAUGAGCCCAGUCUUCAAAGAGGUUACAAAGUCAAUACAGCUGUAAAUGAAUCAUAAAAGCGACAUAGCAGACAACCACGAUCAUUCAGUGCCAUCUUCAUCUUUUGACUGUCAUCAAAGUCAAGGAUUUAUGCUGUUAUUUCAAACCAUUGAACACGUGUCAAGAGCUAUUUGAAUGUAAGCGUACAAAGGUCUGUCUUCUCUGCCUUUGAAUUGCUUGGUUGGUCUUUCUUGUAAUGAGUGCAGCCUUAAUAGAAAGCUAUAUGUCGAUGUUCAGCGUCAAUUCAGGAAUGAUGUGUUGCAUGGCCCAGCUUGACAGAGGUUAAUGUUUAUUGUGGUAUCCCUGCUUGUAAUGUUGGCUGUGUACACGGGGGUAAAAUGUGUCCCGGCACCCCUGGUUCCAUUUGUCUCGUUGCGACAUUAUGUUGCUGGAUACAGUGAUUAUUUUGAGCGCUGGGCUUGUAAAUGGUGCUGUAAACAUUGGGUAACUGUGAUGUGAUGCAGACAGAUGUCAGGCUGUUGAAACAGGCAGCUGAAGGCUUGACAGGAGCUGUUUAAAUGACUGAUAAAAAUGCUGUCGUCUGGAGUUCUCAUGUGAGUAAAUUUCACGUCGGUCUCAACCAAAAGUCAGACAGGAAGAGCAAGAAGUUAUCCACAAUAAAUGUACUAGUGAAGCAUAAUCUCUAAUACACAAAUAGAUGAUAAUUGGUUUAAUCAGCUCAACCACCAGUGUGACAAGUAGGCCAACCCUGACUUCCUUGUUAUGUUUGCUUUUCAUUGGCACACGCUGUAUGAGCCUUUAUUUGAAUAUUCAAUAUAAUGUUUCAUAUAGAGCUUAAAGGUGGGGUCAGCAGGAUCUGAGGAAGUGCCAGUUUUUGGGAGAAAUCUUGAAUGUAAACUCUACUCCUCCCAACCAGUUUUCCCCUCAGCUCCUCCUCUCGCCUCCCUCUCUGCUCCAGCAAGCCCCGCCCACAAACAGACGCUCCUGCUCACUCGUUUCGUUUCAAUUAAAUUCAGAUAUAAUGCGGAUAAAUACUUCAGAUAAUAACAAAUGGGGCCCAGUCAACGUGAAAGUAAAAAGCAUUGGUGCUACUGUAGAUGCCAACAGACUACCAGCAAACACAAUGUUUGCAGGACUUUUAAAACUAGGAUAAAGUGACAUAGUCCAGGACCCGAGGUCAACAGUUUAGUGGCGCUACAACUCGCAGCAGGUCCCGUUUGACAAGAAACUCUUCUGUUACAGACACUUGGCUUACUUUGUUAAAGCGGUUUACCUGUCCAGCAGAAAGGUUACAGGGUCCGUAAGAUCCCGAAGUGUUCACUGAUGUUGACCCGCCUUUUUAGCUCUUGUCCGGGUGGUCUACCUCAGUUUUGAGCAUCUGUUAUUCCACCAGAGUCUCUGGUAUUUACUUGCUUGUGUCGGCAGUCGUGGUCAAAUCAUCAUCACUUAUGCAGUUGUCUUGCCCCACCUCUCACCAAAGGAAAUCAGUAAUCUGCAGCUUUCCCACAUCUAGGUUGCCAUAAAAGGGCAGCUUGGCCUUACGCUAAACUGAUCACUUAUGGUACUCCUGUUGUGUCACUGCCAGUGUUGAGUAUGUUUCAAUACGAUGUACACUAUGUCCCGGAGCGAUGUGUUUGUCCACGUCCGUUGUAAGCAACUCUAAUCUAUUAAAGCGUCUCUUAACGGCACAUGCUUCUACAAAACUGGUGGACCAAAACACCAUUGUUGAGAUUAAAUUAGUGUCGCUUCCCCUUUAAAAUGCAAACUUUCCCCUUGAACUCACCAUUGCUGCAGUUUCCCUCAUAUGUGGUUUGUGUACAAACUGAACACUGCCUCUGAUUGGCUGGCAUGAAAUCUUACUCGACCUUAACCAAUCAUCAUGACUUAUGCAGUUGUCUCGCCCCUCCCCAACCAAAGGAAAAAAAUCAGUAAUCUGCAGCUUCUGUGGCUGAGAUGAGCCAAACAGGAGGACAAUGGUAGUUUGUAAUGCGCCUCAUUCAGUCGUUGCUAACGGUAACGGCGUUGUAACGAUGGAAAUAGUAAUUAGUGAGAUUACCUGUCAAUGAAAAAGAUUAUUUUAACAGUGUUUUUCCCAUCAUUGGUCAUUGCUGUUACUUCUUUCAUUAUUUUUAAAGUUUGAACUGAUUUUUUUCACACUUGUACUAACUUAACCACAUAGCAAUUCAUGUGGUUGAACAGGGUGUGACAUUAUCAUUACAUACGUAUGGUAAUGAUAUUGAUGAGAUUUGUAUUUGAGUUAAUUUUGGGUCUGAAUCCCUUUCAUUUAAAAAUGUAACAUUUUCUCAAGAUUAUCAAGCCAGAAAAUGGUUUGAGGCAUGAUUGUACUUCGAACCAGGACAUCGUGGUUGCACAGAUUUGAAACUGAAAACAACAAAUAUGUUCAGUAUUGACUGACAGAUAUCCUCUUUGAUGAGGGGAAUCCUGAGGAUAGCCGAGCACGCAAUCUGUGGAUUUAGACAUGGAAAGAAAUGAUCGCCAGGAAGCAAGAUGACUUAUGAAUGAAGCUAAACAAAUGCAUCUCGAUCAAGCAGAGAACACACAGGAAUCUCUAUUUAUUCACACAUCAGGAGCUGGAUGUACGAUGAAUGUGUGCAUGUAAAAAAACAUCCAUGCAUAAUUUGCAACUCUUGAUCAGGUCUUGUUUACGACAGAAGGAUGUAAGGUGAACAUUUUGUACUUGUACUCCAAAGAAGCGGUCGUAACUGAAGGAGUAUCCUGAGAUUAUCAUAAAGCAAUGUUUGUUUAGGUUUGAUCGCUAAUUUUAACAACUGUUUCAGAUUUGCGAAAUGCCAACCCUAAAAGGCAUUUGUAAGCUUAAUGUGAGAAAAGCAAAUGUGAGUCAUACUUCUGACAUUUGAAUCACUCUUCAUUUGUUAAUGAUCUGUUUAUUUCAUCCCUAACACGUUCAGCUUUAUAGAACAGUAUAUGCGUGUUUGUUGUUGUGCAUAAUCACAGAUCUGAUCACAAACCUGCGCUGAGUUUUUUAUGCAUCUUGCCCCUGGUGUGACACAUUCAGUGCUUUCCAUCGUCAUGCCUGAAUAAAGCUGAGGGGAACAUUUACUUCAAAAGACAGCUAUGUCUGAAAGACAAAAGGCAUUAUUCUAACACACAGCCUGUUAAUGCAUACACUCGGUCUAAGAGCAGAUCUUCAGUUCAAUGAAUCCCAAAAGCAAUUUUGCGCAAAUGCACCUGAGUCAUUCGUCCUGUAGACACCUAUUCACAGCUUGGUUUCUCUUUGUUUUCAUUGGAGAGCAGGAGCAUCAUGUAUCAAAUGAUGCACAAGAGGAUAAACAGGCAGCCACUGUAAAAUGUUAUAUGUGCUCUUUUGUGAUGACAGAUGUGAUCAGGUUUACGUAUCCAACACAGAUGUCCAGAUCUGACGGGGAAACCCUAUUAACAUGAACGACUGCAGCACUGGAAACACUGCUUCAAUUACACAGGCUCCACACUAAAUCUUGUUCCCAAAGCCUGCCCUGUAGAUGAAUAGGCAAUUUAAAAACACAGCAGUAGGUAGAGUUAUCUUAUUUAUCAUUGUGCCGAUUAAGAGCCUGAUUAGUUUAUGGCCAGUUUGGUUUGGUGGAAAACUGUUGGCGAUUUAUUUAUUUGCGAUCUGAAUGAAAACCAGAAGGAAACAGAAAAUGAUGGUGCUGAUAUGGUGCUCCUGCUCUCUCUCUCUCUCUCUCCUCUCUUUUCUCUGUCUCUAAGCUGUCAGCAACAGCAGUGCUCAGAAGAUUAGCUCGCUUCCUUCUCUCCUCUUUAAGAGUGAUUGGCUCUGUAUUUAUUGGUUCUCCCAUGAUGCUGUUUAAUGUUUCUGCUCAUUAAGGAAUAACUCCUCUUGUGUGAGCAUGUGCGAGUAUGUGAUUGGUUCUGCAUGCACAAAAGAGAGUCUCACUCCAUGUUUCUGUGCUUUACGCGGCUUCAGCACCAUUGGGAGCUUAUAAAUAUAUGAUUGCUAGGUGAUAAUAAUGUAGGCAGUGCUACUAUAUACUGUACAUUUGUGUGUGAGUGCAUUUGUGGCACAAUUCCCCUAGCUGUAAUGCUGGCACGGUCAUUUAACAUACCUGCCAAUCAGCGUGUCAAUUUAUUCCUCCGUUUAUGUAAAUGUGCGGUGACGUAGCGCUGCUGCUGACGGUGGUGUGUUUGUGAGUCAGGCCCCCCCUGAGGCUUCAGUUAUUGAUAAGGUAUGAAUAAAUGAGUAGCUGCUGCACCGCGGAGAUGGUGAUAGACAUCCAACAAAGACAGCUGCACUCCUGGGACUGGUUGAGGGGAUAUGGAAAGUUGUUUGACAACUCCCUACACAUGAGUCCUGUUCAUUUAUCAGCGGGCUUUACAUGUUAUACAACAGCCGCAGCUUCUACACUUCAUUAAAAUAUAAUCCAGUUCAUUAACGUUUUCCUAUAAAUGAGAAAAAUGCUAAUUUUGCUCAUCUAUAUUUAACAUUUCCCUCGAAAAUAUGAAUAUUACAAUCUUGAUUUUUUUGUAAUUAUAGCUUGGAAUUAACCUAAAACUAGAGAUUGAAUCAAACUUUCCACAAAAUUUUGCCUCAUAGCCAAGGAUAGAGUUUUUACACCAUUGAAUGGCAAAAUUUCAAACUUCAGUCUAACAUCAGCUCUAAAGUUUUCCAGACAGCGCCACUUACUGGCUUGGCAUAUGCACUACAUCGUUUUCAGUGGAUUCAUUUUGAGAGAUGAUAGAAAAACUUUUUAAUUGUAAAGUGAAGUUUGGUGAAGGUGAAAUCAAAAUCGAAAAUCAUGUUUUCAGAGGAAAAAAAUUUUUUUUAUCUUUGGCCAAAAUCAUGCAGCCCUACUUUAUAUCAAAUAUUACCCACUUAUAGUCAGUGAUCGACGUAUAACAGCUUUUUGGUGGUCAUUGCCAAAAUCAGCAAUGAGAGAACAAGUCAGCUGUUGGCCAAUAUACAUAUAUAUAGUACAUAAUACUGAUUUUAGGUGCUGUUGUUUGUUCAUUAAUUUAAAUAUUUGACUAAAUACAACAAUUAAAUGGUGCUAACACGUUAAAACAAAAUCGCCCAACUUAUUAGUCACUAAACUAAUAUUCAUGGUUGUCUUAUCCAGUCACAUGUUUAAGUUGGAUUCCUAAUGAAGACAAAGAUAAUGGAUUGUGCUAUAGAUAGCUAGAUAUGGCUCAUAUUGCUGCUAAUACUAAAUAUUACGAUGCAAUACAAUAUUAAAACACGAUUCAAUGACUGUUUUGGAUUUUGUUUGCUGUUGAUGGGCGCUCAGAAAGAUGUGACAUCAUUUAGAAAAGAUGACUGUGAUUUCAGCUUCAUUAGGACCAAAGCUGAUGUGGUGUCAAUUAUGUGAGUCGACCCUGACCAUGCCAAACUACACCAGCCAGACAAAAUUUGUUUUGAAAAAUCUAAAAAAAAAAAGAUGUUGUUUUUGAAGUAUAAAAAACAGCUACCACUGAAGGAUGUUAUCGCUUUUUAGAGUCUCGGUCGUAAAACAGCAUUUCCAUAUUUACAGUGAAUAUGAACAGUUUGUAAAAAAGUUCAUUAUGACAUUAUGACAAAAAAGUGAAUGAAAAAUAGAGAAUGUAAAGCUAUUCAGUCCAAGCCAGCUCUUAUUUUGAAAAGCCAAUUGAAAUGUAAUUGACCCAUAAUAAAAACAAACAACUUCCAUUCGCAGUGUUUUAAAAGCUGCCCUAAAGCCUUGAACACAAACACAGUUUUUAUCUAAAGAGUUAGUUAAACAGUUCAUUAACAUCAACUUUAAGACGCGUCCCUCUUUAGAGCCCGUCCUGGAUACAGAGUCCGAGUCACACGAACAUUCCUUGGGUGGGCUUGCGUCCCACUUCUCUUUGUCCCUCUGACCUCUUCCCACACUGUGAUUGUCAUAUUCGAUUGGUUGCCUACUCAGUCAAAACACUGUCAGAGGCAAAUUCAAGACAGAGAAAGAGAAAGCGAGAGAAAGAGAGAGGGAGAGAAAAGCCAUUUUCCUGAGGGCUCGCUCUCUCACCCCUUGACAGAGAUUUGAGAUCUGUGGCCUGGCUGGGCUCAAAUGGCUGAGCAGCACAUUUUACUCACUGGCCUCAGAUUGGUUGGAUAAGCUGAAACCUAUCACUCAAAGGGCUGUCAAUCAAGUGCCAAAGUUUGAACCAAGAGAGCAAUCAAUAAAUUGUCAGAAAGAUCAACAACAAUGAUGUGGAGUGACUUUGGACCCUCUGUUGAGAAACCGUUUGACCUGAAGGGACAAGAAAAAUUGAAGUCAUACAGCACGGGAGAUUUAUUUUUAGACUUUCCAAGAUUAAUUUAUUUUCUCGACUGCGUCUUCACUCAGGUAGAUGAGCAAUAAGACUCCAUCAUUUAUAUUACCCUGGUAGACAAUAGAUCAGAUUUCGGUAGGUUCUGACUUUCUCUGUCAGAAACUGAUUUACCAAGAUACGAUAAGCGCAACACAUGCAAGUUGAUGAUGUAAGCACGAGUGACGAACUCGCAGCCAUAGCCAACACAAAGCAGAAUAGCAAACAAACAUGGCCGAAGGUAAUGAAGAAGACAUUUCUGAGCAGCUCGUUGUUGAACGAUGCUCCACAUGAGGGAUUUCCUUCAAGAUUUGAGCUUAGAUGAGCGCAGUCAGGUAUGCCUGACAUUGGACAGAGGAUCUGCUGCUGUUCACUCUGUGCAACAAGAGUUUUGAAUAAAUGUUGAAAAUGUUUUCACAUUUCACCAAUUUUCUCCAAACCAACCACUUAAACUUGUGGUUAAAUAUCUUAUUUGACUGAGCCAACUGGUGCUCUCAAGACAGAAUGAGUCCAAAACAUAGAAAGGAAUUAUAAUUUUUUAUAUCGGGACUUUUAUCGUUAUCAACUACAACGGAGCAUUAGGGCCACAUAAAGAUAAAAAAAAUUAAGACCUCAUAAUUACUUACCAUAACAAAGUCAAAUUACUUACGAGAAUAAAGUCGUAAUAAAAAUCAUUACUUACAAGAAUUUAGUCAUAGCUACUAGCUAUUCUACGAUGGAACAUUAGGGACACAUUGAGAUUAAAAAAAAUUUAAGACAUCGUAAUUUCUUACAAGAAUGAAGUCGUACCUAAUAGCUAUUCUGACCCGUUGUUUAAAUGAGCGCUGUGGAGCCUUUAGAUGAGUUGAACUUCAGUAGCCAAGUUUCACAAACAAGAAGAUACUAAAUUCUUUGGCACUUCAGCAUCACAUUGUCAUCAAGUAUCAGGACAUAUGCAAGAAAUGCAUCUUUUCUGCAGAAUCGCUGUUAUAUGCAACAGCAUACGGCUUUAGUUUAUUGUGUGAAUCUAUUUGCCGUAAAGUGUUGGUGCCUCUGCAGGUGGAGGUUGCUGCUGGUGUUUUGCCGGCAUCAGAGACAGACGCGGUGCUCGUCGGAGCUCGACUACCUCUGAAUUGCAAAUGUUGAUCAUCAGUUGGAUUGUUUCUUGAGAAACUGCAAAAUCCCUCUGAAUAACCCACUGAUGCACCUACAGAUAACUCUGCAGUCGACCAGUUCAGACAUUUCCUCCUCCACAAAAGCAGCUUUAAGACUUCAUUUACUUUACGACUUUAUUCUCUUAAGUAAUUCUGAGGUCUCAAUUUUUUUCCUCUUAAUGUGGCCCUAAUGCUCCGUCAUAAUCAGCAGAAUGGCAAAACUUAUCAUGAUCAUCCAUAGAUUGUCCACAUGCAAACACGCCAAACUGUUAUUAACCUUUCCCAAACUUCCUUCCCUCUCCGUUUUUCUCUCCUAUCUUAUUUCUUAUCUUCCUGUUUGUGUGUGUGUGUGUAAACAAAGUUAAAGACCUUGUUAGCAGAUGUAGCUAUAUCAUGGAAAUCAAGUGUCACUGCUUCUGCUCACUGGGGUUAAAUUGAGUGGAAGGAAGUCCCUAGAAUUGAGUUACACCACUAUUAAUCCAGUUAGAACUUUCCAGAUCAGUGACUUUGUUCAUUAAGGGCCUUCAAAGCCUUAAGUCUAUUAGUUACAACAUGUCAAACGGAGUCAUUUAAAAGCAGCUCGGGAGCCAUGUCCUAAUGAAUCAACUUACUAGUGUUAUAAAUGACUCUUAAGUAGGACUAUCACUAAACAGACACAAAGGGGAUCCUUCCUCCUGAGGUUGAAAAUGCCACAAUAAAACACACACACACACACACACACACACACACACACAAAAACACACACACAGCCUUCAAAGAAACCAGUGUGUCCAAUCAACAAAGCGAACCAACACUUCAUGAUAGUCCAAUUCAUGUAGCGUCCCAAAUUUUUAUCACCAAAUGUUUUUCUCUUUUCAUUUUCCUCUUGUGGGUUUUCGAGACGUUGGAGGAGUUGGAAGACUUGUUUCCAUGACAACGGAGCUCGUCAAACACACUAAAAGUAUAUAUGAUUCCAAGCAUUUUUUUUUUUUUUGUGAGGACUUGUGUAAUACCCAGUGGUGCUGGCUUCGCCCGCCCUCGCAAAAAUUAGCUGAUUUACUGGCAAAUAAAAUACCGGACAGAUUGACAUCACUCUAUAGCCGCCCCUCCUUCUAUUCGCCGUCCAUUACCUGCCUUUAUCCCUUCCAUACUCGAUCCCACGUGUCUCUAAAAAUGCAUUCAGGCUUUCAGUCUCCUCCCACGCUUGUAUUUUGGCUAUCUAUUCCUCCUUUAUGACAGAUUUCCCUUUCAGCUCUUAUUCAUCCUUCAUUUUCUUCAUCUUUACGUCCGUCGCUUUUAGUGGAUGUGAGGUGCUGUGCUCUUUUAUGCUCCGGAACCUGCUGAGACCAUAAAGAGCACAUGAUGGCUUUGCACUGGCUGUUCUCCAAUGCUGAGUAUUAAUACGCAGCGACACCAUAAUGUUCAGCGGUUACACUCCUCUAGAGUCUGGAGACACUGCUCUUCAAGACCUGAAAAUGACUGAAAAGGUAACACCAUGGUCCCAUAAUCCCAUGUGACUAACUUGCACCUGCAAUUCAGUUUCCUUUUGAAGAGUUUUGUAAAAUCUGCUGUAAAAAAAGAGGAAAUUACAAAUGUGGGGCAGCCUGAGUUUAAUACAACUCCUGCCUUUGAUUAUGCUAAUAGCCAAUCAAAAUGAAAGACCCACUUCCGUGAAAAUCAUGUUUUUCUUGUUGUCUUCAUGUUCAUAUGGCAAUUUUCUGAUACUAGAGGACAUAUCAUGAGAAAAAUAAGUGUGAAAUUGCAUUUCGGAGUAUUUCUGCUUUCGCAUUACGGGUGAAUCUCCGGCAGACUCAAACAGCAGGCUCAGAUUCAGUAAGAUUUCUUACGUCACAAAUCCAAGCUCCGCCCCCAGAGCCACACUAUGCAGCCCAAUCUCGGAGAAAUAGAGAGGACGAUCACGAAACAAGCGUGUGUGAUAGCGGUUAGCAGUGCUCGUAAGAAAGCCAUCGUUUUCUACCGCUUAUCCGGGUCCUGGUUGCGGGGGCAGCAGCUUCAGGGGAAGCGGCCCUCACCCUAGCCUCUUCCGCCAGCUCCUCCGGGGGGAUCCGCAGGUGCUCCCAGGCCAGGCCAUAAGGUCUCCUCCCGGUGAGACAUGUCCGGAACACCUCUAACGGGAGGCGUCCAAAAGGCAUCCUUACCAGAUGCCUGAGCCACCUCAACUGACUCCUCCUGACGCGGAGGAGCAGCGGUCUGAGCUCCUUACCCAACUCUUAGGCUGAGCCCGGCCACCCUGCGAAGGAAACCCAAUUUGGCCGCUUGUAGCUACGAUCUUGUUCUUUCGGUCAUUACCCAAAGUUCAUGACCAUAGGUGAGGGUCGGCACGUAGAUCGACCGGUAAACUGAUCCUCGGUUAUGGAAACUGGCUCUUGCAACAUGGAAUAUAAGAAAGCUAAUUAUGAUAUUAGUUUUCAUCAUGUCCCCAAAGACGUUAGUGUCCGAGAGCUGAAUAGCUCAUAUGUUACCUGCCACUUCUACUACGCCGGCAAUGUUAGACUACAAGCUAGCAUGAAGAGGAGUGUGCAGAGCAGCGCCGUCUCCACCUCAGAAGAAAAGCUUUUAAAAAUGACACAGGUGGCGUGAGUUUGGCGAAAACUGUCAUUAUCACAGUUUAAAGACCACUGAGAACACUUAAAGUGGUAAAAAACAACAAAAACAAUCAGUUGGGACUUUAAGGACAUUAGUGUGACACCAAGUAAGUGAAACAUAAGCAUGUAAAGUUUAUUAAUGAACCGCCGUUCAAGGGCAGACAUCACAAAGUGAUUCACAGCGAAAGAUAAAGAAAUGAAUCAACAGGAUUAACAGGAACAGACGUUAAAAACAAUUACUUAAAAGCAGACCGAGACAGGUCAAACAAAGGCAACCAGACAAAUGUGCUGUUUUAAAAAUGUCCCUGGAACAGAGUUAACACUUCUCAGUUCGAGUCAAACAUCUAUUAUUUUUUAAACCCCAAACACACAAUCUCCUUUAGGUUUGAGUCUGUUUCAAGAAGCAACCAGCCACAACUCCUCAGCCACAAAACCUCAUAACUGAGUUUUAAUCUAGAUUCUGAAUCUAGCUCAAACCCUAAACACACCCCUGUAAUUAAUCGUAAGUGUAGUCUGUUUUCCAUUCCCCCAAACGUCCAUUAAGAGGCUUGAUUAUCACCGUCUUAAUUUGGCUUCAUCUUCUCAGAGAGUAAAUAACAAAACAGAAUGUGAACACUUUCUUCGUCCAGUUUCUGAUUUAGCUCUCGUGUGGGCGAGUGUUUUGCUCCUUGAGGGAACACAAAUGGCAAAUGUUGUCAGUGAACAUUUGCAACUGAGUUGAACGUGAACAUCUUGUGACAUGUUCCUAAAAAAAAAAACCCCUGCUGUUUCCCCCCCUUGGAAAAAAAUGCUAUUUAGCUAAUAGAAAUUAGCUGAGCGGCGAUGAAAGGGAAGGGAAAUCUGGCAUAAAUAUGUGACUAAGCAUCACUUGAUAUUUUCAUAUCUCCUGCCGCCAUGCAUUCCUGCAACAAUAUACCAACAAACCAGUGAAUGCCCUACUUAGCAGAGGGUGCAGUGCAGAACAUGGUCAUGUGUGGGUUUUACAAGAACCGAAUAUACACUGACUGUGGCAUAAAAAUACCUCACAUUUCUCUACAGUCAAGUGUUGCACACAAUCUUUUUCCCUUCUUGAAAACUUGAACUCGCAUCAAAUCGGUCUUAGUGAUUGCUUUCUUGCUUUAAUGGGCCAUUAUUAUUUAUUUUAUUCCAGUUUAGCACAUGCCAAAGUUAAUUACAAAUGAGGCAGGUGUUCAUUUUUAUUACUUUUACAUGUCUUUUGUAAUCUUAUCAAACAAAAAAUGAUCUAACCUGAAUGUUUUGACAAAAAGACAUGCCAUAAAAUGCUCAGAAAAACAGAAAUCCAAAGGUAAAUUAUACGGAAUAAAUAAUGCUGACCUACUUAUUUGUUGUUCCCUUUGCUGUGAUAAUGAACACGGGGAAUGUAUGAUCAUGCAGCUUGUGUAUGCAGAUGCCGUAAAUCUAUCCGAGUUGUCCUGUUCGGUUACGGAUAACGAUCAUUUAUUCUGCUCUGACUAAUGAGAACAUUAUAAUCAUCCUUUAUGCUUCAUGUCACAGCACCCAGCAAGCUAUGCCAAAAGCAUGUGAAAAGAGAGUGGGAGGAUGAGGAAUCGGUGAUUCAUCCCUUAGCGCUUCAUCAGAAGUGAGGAGGAAGAGUAAGAAGAAUUUGUAAUUUGGAGGGGAAACGGUAAAUAUUUCAGGACACGUGUAAUUACUUAGCACCAGCUUAUGAACACAGAGCUAUAGAAGGUAAUCGAAGACAAAUCUUUACAAAACAGUGGACCGGAACGAAGGAGAAAAUUUGGCGAGAGUGAUAUUUCUUGAUGCUGGGAUUGUUAAUUUUCACAGUGGACAUUAUUGGCUCAUACCUUGAAAUAUAUCUCACUCAAAAUGAUAAAAUAAUCGCACAUUUUUGCAGCAAAUUCUUCUCCAAAAACAAAAUCCUUGUUAAUCACUAAAGCAGGGGUAAAGAUCAGUCAAAUUAAUCUCUGAAGCAAUGAAAAGUAUUUGGCUGCUUGAUUGGAGGAUUUUGAUUUGGAUGUCUGCUUUUGAAGUUGACUUGAUAAAACUAAAAGUGCACAGAGGCAGGAAAUUUGUGGUAUGACCUGUUGGUCACGAAAAUUACAGGAGAUGAAACAACUUUAAAAGAAGAGUCUGAAAGCAGCAGUGUCUAUUUUGCUGGUUGGAUUGGAAAUUCGUUUUCUAUCAGAGGUACCAAACAAACCAAACUUGUAAUAUACACGAAGAUAGAUGUGAGAAAAAUAAAGACACACUUUACCCAACUAUUGAUAUUAAGGAGAGGAGCAUACCAAUAAAUGGAGCGUUAUUCGCUGUAGCACAUGACUCUUGAAUACGCAGUCAGGGGUGUGUCCAGAGGGGGAGUCAAGGGUGGAUGGGCCCCCUAUUUAAUUUGAAUUGACCACUUAAGAUCCCACUAGUUGUCUUAGCAUUAUUUUUUGUACUCUAAAUUGUAGAAAUCAUCAUCUCAGCACUUCAAGAUGAGGCUUUGGAUUAUGAUUUGUUUCUGAGUCUUUAAAAUUGUACGGUUUAUGUGUUGCCUCCCAGUUGUUAAAUCUUUACAAAGAAUAACAUCUGCAUUUUACUGUGAUGUAAGAUACUAACAUACUUUCUUACUGAUCACCUGGCUUUGUUGAGUACUUGUUAACCCUCAAUGAUGGGUCUUUAUUCUAAGUUGCAAGAGCAACACCCACGACAACCUGAUCACACUUCAUAUCAAAUCAACAAAGCUAAUUUUUUUAGAUCCUGUCCUGCAAUCCACGCAAUGGCAGCAGAGCAAAUCUUUAGUUUUUUUGUUGUAUAUUUAGGCUUUUAUGCCCUCAUUCAGAGAGGACAGGACACUUAGAGAGAAUAUGGGGAGUGACAUGGACGAAAGGGGCAGCAGGUUGAAGUUAAACCCAGACUGCCAGAAACCGCUUGGCCAAGCUGUUACCCAAGAAAAGCAUCUCUAAGAGGCAUCUGAAUUAAAACAAAUAGGCAGGCUAGCAUUUAAAAGUGACUUAGCGGCAAAUUAAAAUCACUAUUUUGUUUUACUUUAUAAAUAUGAGAAUAAAAAGAAUAAGUAUACAUGGAGCGCUACAAAACGACAACACAAAGCCACAAACAAAUCCUCAGCAGUCAUGAUGACUUUAGCCGCAAAGGACGACAAAACCACGACCACAUAAGGAGUCAAUCAAAAUCUCCUCUCUUCAUAUCAGAGCGAAGAUUUUCUUUCGCUUAUCUUACUACUGAUUUAAUUAAGUAUGUUUUUAUUGUUCAGAGUCCCAGACAUUUCCCAGAUGUUUGCUCAGCAUGAAGGAGCAAUUUCCAAAACUUAUUUUCUCAAAUGGUUGUCAUCAUUCGGAGAGUCAUGCUACAUUUCCUGAGGAUUUUGAGGACUGGCUGCAUGCAUGCAUGCCGGUUCUGCGGCUCUUCAAAGAUGGAAAUGUGUCUGUUUGUGUAUAAUUUGCAUGUGCCUUUUACAUAAACAUGUCUACUGUCAUUUUUGCAUAUUUUAUAAUUCCUGCAACGAGCCAGCUGUUUGUCAUGAAAGCUCAGGUUUAAUUUGUGAGUGUUUGCUGCUUUGGCUGAUGUUAUUUGGUGUGUAAACAUCUGCAGUCGCCUGUUCUGUUGUGUGAUGAGCACCGCAUCGUUAGAUAUGCUCUGACCCAGUUCCUCUGCCUCUCUGCACAGUGUCUUGUUUCAGCUCUCAGCAGCUGCAGUUUAGAGAUUUGGUUUUUCAGGGGCUGACAUAGACUCCUAAAUAUGAGACACUUUGGUUUUAAAACACGCAUAAACGAAAUACGGUUUGUGCAUUUUCAUUAUUAAUUUUAUUGUGAGUGCUUGUGCAUCAGUCAGGCAAAAGAAAGUUGAUUUUACCUUCAGUUGGACUACAUCAGUGUUUCAUAACAAAUGCAUUUCUCUGCAGCAUCAGUGAAAAAAAAACAACUCUUAACAACAGCAACUACAUCAUCUGCAUUUAUAGAUUACCCUCAAGAAUACCAGCCGACUUUCAUACCUCAGUAAAGAAAUCCCAACAACUCAAACUUCAUGUUUUUCUCUCCCUGCAGGAGUGACCACUGUCCUGACCAUGACCACACUCAGUAUCAGCGCUAGGAACUCCCUCCCCAAAGUGGCCUAUGCCACAGCUAUGGAUUGGUUCAUCGCCGUCUGCUACGCCUUUGUCUUCUCGGCCCUCAUUGAGUUUGCCACGGUCAACUACUUCACCAAGAGGGGUUACGCCUGGGACGGAAAAAGUGUGGUGCCAGAGAAGGUAAUGGAAAUUUUGGGUUUUAACAGGACUUUGGCAAAAUAUGGUAAAGGGAAAGUCACAAGAUGUCUAUUUCAGUUAGGGUUACCAUAUCGUGAAUCCUUAAAAAGAGGACACUACUAUGCAGGGUGAAGCGGUAACCCUUUCGUUUACGAUACACUUAUUACCAGGUAAUUAACAGGUAAUUACCUAGUAACAAUAUGAAAUUAUCUGGUAAUUACAUGAUAAUUACUAAGUCAAUACUGUCUAGCUACCAGGUAGGUAACCUUCCAUCAUCAUACAAAUUUGAAGCUGAAUUGCUCUGGUAUUUCCAAGUCUUUCUCCCCUUCCUGGAACCACGGCUUGCGCAGUAGCAUUGUACGCAUUCGGCGGGUGAGUCGCUGUGAUAAUGCUCGGCUAAAACAGCGGAUCGCUACGCAGUCUUCGCACGCCCAUAGGCUGUAUCAAGUGUCAAUCAUAGAGAAUAAGAACCCCAAAUAGCCUUUGAAAAUGGAGCUGCACAGAAAAAGGAAAAAAAGAAAAACUAGACAGUAUUGACUUAGUAGUUAUCAUGUAAUUACCAGAUAAUUUCAUCUUGUUCGUAGGUAAUUACUUGUAAAUUACCUAGUAAUAAGUGUGCCGUAGACGAAAGGGUAACCGAUGAAGCUGUACUUGCGCUAGCACUAUUUUGAGGGUUUUUCGGGUUGGGUCAAGUGUUUUUAAUGCGCUAACUCAGUUAAACACAUAUUCUGAAUUCCCAAAUAGACACUUAACCUAAGGUGACCAGACGUCCCCUGUUUCCAAGGACAAUCCCUGGAAAUAGGGGACCAUAUAUGACAGACCAUAUCGUGAAUCCCCCAAAAGAGGACAAUUCUACACAGGGUGGAGUUGCGCGUGCACUAGCAACAUUUUGAGGGUUUUCCGAGUCAGGUCAAGUGUUUUUUACACGCUUCUAACUCAGUUGAACACAUAUUACAAAUUCCCAAAAAGACACUGAAGUCCCCUAUUUCCGGGGACAGUCCCCAUAUAGGAUGACCUGUCCCCGGCUAAAGCUGUCCCAGGAAAUGUCCUUGAUUUUAGUGUUUCAUAAAUGAGAACAAAAAUGUUGCAUGUUGAUGAGAACAACGGUUAUUGCAGUAGCCAAGCAAGCAUGUUGCGCACAGUCCUGAACAACGGUUUUUACGAGGGGUUAUUGCGGGGGGACGUGCGCUGCUACUAAGUUGUACCGAGAUGUUGUCUGUGUUAAUGCAGCCCACGCUUGCCCUGGUCACCUUAACUUUACCAGGCCUGCUGGAGAUACCUACAAAACCCCGGACAUUUGCAGGAUUUUAUAAACUCCCCACAGAUAUCCCCCCAAAAGAGGACAUGUAAAAGAGGACGUAUGAUCACCCUAGUUUCAGUGUUACGCUAACAUAUUGCAAAACUAUAAAAACAGGGUAAUAAAGGAGUAGACAGGGAAAGGAAAACCCAUACAAUAAUAAAGUGAAUGAAAAAUAACACUCCAAACUGCGUAUCUGGAUUUAUGAUUCACAGAGUCAUCGAAGAGGACAGUUAGCACUUAGCAGUGCUAGGCAGGGUACAUUUUGUUGUUGUCGCCACCUCAUCUCAUAGAAAAUGCAAUUUGAGUUACAUGACAUGAACAUUAAUAGUUUAGUGUUCAUCUUGUGCUUUCUGCUCCACUUGUCUCUCUUGCUGCAGUUAUCAGAACCACACUGUGUUAUAGCCCGGCUGGGUUGGAUGGAAAAAAAGAAGUCUCCUGUAUUAAUUUAAAAUUACUGAUUUAAUGCCUCUAUUCAGAUGCAUCUUAUCAUGAGAAAAAUGAUGAGAUGACUCACUAUUUACCAGGAGUCUGGAUGAAACCGCGAGCAAAACAGUUGACUUAUAAUUAUAUGCUAAGAAAAAAAAGUGUAGGUAUAAAAAGCCAAAGCUUCAGCCCACUCUUAUUGGGUUGAUAUAUGCGGCUGUUCUUUUUCAUUUAAUCGUGAUUUUCCCUCGAAGAAAAGAGCUUCAUGUCCACAAAUGGUGCAAACUCAUAAAUACAUGCAAAAGUCUGAAACCGAUGAAAAUAGGCUGAAAAUGAAAAAAGGGGGUAAGAAAAAGCCAAAACAUCUGCAUCAACAGCAAAUGUGCUACAAAUACAGAGUGUCCAACCAAACACGCAUUAAGCCAGAAAACAAAUUCAGUCAGUUUGUUUACAAGUCUGACUGAAACGGGACUUUUUAAAUAGAUGUAAACACGUUAGUCUGACUGAAAUUACAAUUAAUCGAACCUCUCAUAGUCAUAAUAACUGUAGGUAUUCAGCGGCUUAAGCUUUAGCCUGGAAGUUGAAUAGCAUAGCUGUGUUGCUAGGAUGCUGGGUCAUAAACAAAACCUCAACAAAAGAAGAAGAAACAGCAAAAAAGAUAAAGUUGUCUUAUUAUGCAUUGAAAAGAUACAGAGCUGUAAGUGUUUUAUUGUUGCGAUAUGCUACAUUAGGGCUGGGCGAUAAACUGAAAAUUUACAGAUACCGAAAUUUACGAUAAUAACUGACGUCAUGUUGCCCAUGUCAUGGCUAGAGGGAAAGACAGGUAAGGAGAUGGAGGGCGGUUCAAAAGUUGUAGUGGCUGAAGUAGAUGAAGUUAAUGUGGGAAUGUUAAAGCCCAUUUAUCGUUAUCGAGGUGAACUGCUCAAUAUAUUGUGAUAUUGAUUUGAGGCCAUAUCGCCCAGCCCUAUGCUAAUUCAUGCAGUAGGUCAUAUGAGUGUAAAAACGAGUGUAAAAGGGGCUGCUUCGGUAGCGGCAGGACUUGCUUCUGUCAAUAAUCUGUAAACUGGGACAAGUUGUUAGCGUAGCUGAACUUCAUUGAGCGUGUAAACAUACAGAGUGAGUCUUUUCUGGACUCUGAUACUGUGGACGAUAAAGGCACUGUGGUGAUUGUACAGGAAUGAAAGCGAGGAGGCGGGGUAGCACAAUUAUUUCCCCAUCUCCAGAGACCAAAGCUGGGGUUUGAUGAUGGCAGCCCAAAGAUGUUCAUCGCCAAACCCAGCAAGAAUUCCUCUACAUUUCAGAGAGCAGCUGAUAUCAAAUUAUAUGCCACUAUCCCAUCCAAACAAUUAAUACAGCCUCUUGGCUUCUCCAUUCUAUCAGUAAUGAAGCAGCCUCAUUUGAGUGUCCUCACAAACCUGACCGCCAUCUCUUAAACUUUGUGUCCCCCUAAAAAAAAAAACAGCAAAAGAAGAAGAAGGAAUCCCUCCUGAAGAGGAACAACACCACAGCCUACCCAGCUGCCACUGCUACAGCCUUCGCCCCCAAUAUUGCCAGAGACCCUGGAUUGGCCACUAUUGCCAAAAGCGCCCCGCCGCCUCCAACUGAGCCCAAGGAGGAGCCAAAGCCCAAGCCUCCAGAGGCCAAGAAGACCUUUAACAGUGUGAGCAAGAUUGACAGGAUCGCCAGAAUAGCCUUCCCUCUGCUCUUUGGAACCUUUAACUUGGUCUACUGGGCGACCUACUUGAAUAAGAAGCCCAAAUUGCAGGGGGUAACUCCACACUAAUCCAUGUUUCAUUCCUUUUAUUCAAUUAUAACUGUAAUUUAUCUUUCUGUUUUUAUUUUUCAUUUUCUUUCUUAUUCCUCCUAAAAAAAACAAACAAACAAACAGGUGUUUAUUUUCAGACAAACAUGGUGUCCAUGCUGGUUUGAAUCCCCAGUUGUUGCAUUGCUUCUAUGUUUACCUAAAGUUUGACUUUGAAAAAAAAAAACUAAAUAGAGAAAAAAAAAAUAAAGAAGAAUGAUAAUGACACAGACAUUUGAAAGGGUGUUGUUCAGGUCUCGGAUGAUGCUACUAAGAAAAUGCUACUAUUAAUAUAGCCAAGAGAAUGCUAUUCUACAACUGCACAUGGCCCAAACUUGUUUAGGGGCUUUUGUUUCUCUGUUUGGUAUCUUUUUUUGUUUUGUUUUAUUCAAACAUGGAGUCACAGACACGGAAAAAGGCACUUGUGUAUAUGCAUGGUCAGGGCAUCUUAUUAUUUAUAUUUAUUUAUUCAGAAUAUAGAUCAACAUCGACAGAUAGCUUAGUUUAUUUCAAAUCAGCAGCGAGAGGCUGUGCUCGGUCUCUUUCAAAUUGUCUUUAACUCUCUGUAGAUGUUUUAUGAGAUUAAUUAUGUCAUCCUUCAAAAUACGUUAGAGGUUUCUGCAGUAGCAAUAAAACAUGUCUCAGUGGACACAUCAUUUAUUUAGGGAUUAAAAAAAGAACACAAGAACCCGAUCAUCAUGUGCUCAGCGUUGAAAAUACUCUUCAGUUCCUUUCACAGCGUUGUAAAUAUUACAAAGUGUUAGAGAUGUCAAUAUUCUGUUUCAGCUUUGCAGAGUGUAACUAAAGGGUAUGUUUAUUGAAUACAUGGAAGAGUGUUUUUCUUUAUGUUUAAUUUCUGUUUCAGUUCAGAGUAUAUACUGGUCUAAUUCAUGCUUAAGUGACUGUUUCUCGCCAAGUUAGCGUUCCAUUCAGAAGCUGCUUUCACACAGAAAUUUCUCAACGAGUGUGUGUUCGAGCACACACUGAUGGCAACAGCAACAACAACAACAUCAACAGUGUAAACUGAGAUUGGCUAGUUAUGAGUAAGAAUGUAAAAAAAAAUCAUCUCAAAUCCUGGAGUAUUAAAAAAAACACUCAUUAUUUAUGUAUUUUGUUGGUUUUAUUUCUGGUGGGGCCUCAUUCGCCGAUAAAAGCGCCAUUGAAAAGUUAGCUUUGCUUAAAAAGAGGGCGGGGCACACUGAGAGGGAGGAGAAGUGCCUUUUCCAUUUUCAGAGUCGAAGCUUUUGAUUGGCUACCACUUUGUUGAACGAUGGCGCGUCUGUUUUUUGUUUUUUUUUUCCCAUCCUACCGUGUCCCCACACCCUCGGUUUGCCAUAGUUCUCAUUUCUUUUCGGUUCCAAAAAUUUGAGACGUAACACUCAGAAAGUACCAGCUACACUGCCUUCAGUAUCACACGCCCGUUUGGACUCAUUUGUUGCUGCUUGUCGGUGAGCAACAGCGAGAGACAGGGACAGAGACAGACAAAGAGAGAGAGAGAAAGGAGAGAGGGGAUGUUGAGUGGAAGUGGCACUGUAAUCUUACUUUAGCCGGCGCUGUGUUUCGCACAGAGGACUUGUCUUGUAGUUCUACGAUAGUGACGAAGAAGAAUAUAUUUUUGUAGCAUGAUGUCAAUCCCUCUUCCGAGAAAAAACCAACAGAAACUAACGCAGAUGUGAAAAGAAUGCUUUCCGUUUCUUUGUCUUAAAACAUCGCUUGCUCUUCUUUUAUUUUAACUUAUUGACAGAUUCUUUAAGGAGAUGCUUCUUCUCUGACGUGGCACGUUGAGGUUUCCGAACAGUCCAUUUUAGAUUAUGUUGAUGUAGCAAUAUUACUUAGCAAGGGCUUUUCUUAGGACCUGAACCUGACACUCAGUUUAGGGGGAAAAUAUCCAUUGUAGCUUUACAUUGACCCCUCUCUUACUUGUAGUUUUAUCUGUGUAAAUCCAGGAGCUACUUAGACGAACAGUCAUCACGUUGUGUGUCCAUCUUGGGUUCUGAGACCUCGGCUCCUAGAGUGGGGGUGCAUUGUAUUGCAUUGUGGGUUGAGGGCGUGCUUCUUUUUUUUUUUCCCAAUAUGUUUCACAGGGCGCUGAGCAGGCCGAAAGGCAUGCGGGAACCCUGCAGAAUUCUCUGUGUGUUUGUGCGCUGGGGUGAGGAGAUCGAGCUAACGCCAGAGGGAAAACGAAAGACAGAUUGGAGGUUGUUGCUAUUGUUAUUGUUUGCAUUAUCAUUAUGAACCUUUUCCAGUAAUGGCGGACGUCUUUGCAAACCGUGUGCAAGCAGUCCACCAUUAACGGCCACUUAACUUACAAGCAGAGGGUCACGGAACUGCAAAGUUCAGGGCGAAGAGUUGUAUAAAGAUAUUUGAAUUCUAAACUAUUGUAUGUAUGUUUAUUAUCAUGAAGAAAAAAGUCUAUAUACAUAUGUAAAAUACAUAAUGCAUACAGUAUUUGAUUCUAUUAAUGAAGAUAUUAGCUAAGAUGAUGAAUAUUGUUUGUAUUAUCAACCUAUUGUUAUGCAUUUUGCACAUUUAGAAGAACAAUAACAUUACAUUUAUGUAGUCAGCUUCGUGCUAUGCAAGGACAGCUUUGAACCACAUCAUUGACCUUCUUCUCUCCCUGACCAUUGUGUUUCAGAUUUACAAGCUAUUAUUAAAAAAAGAAAAAGAAAAAAAGCUUAGCUUUUCUAUCAGCUGCGUACACAUUAGUGUUCUUUUGUUUUUCUUUCAACCAUGGCUAUACAGGGUGUCAUCAAAGAAAAUCAGUGGAUUAUCACUUAUGUUUGCGCUUCGGAUUUGUAGGUGGUUGAAGGGAAAAUGGCUUUCAUUGUUGAUUGCACUUUUUCUCCAAACUUGCAAUAAAGUGAUGGAACUGAAAACAAAACAAACAAAAAAAAAAACAAAAAAACAGGAGCAAAAACUGUAACAAGAUCACCUUGUUGACAAUAUUUCUGUUCAUUUCUUGAGCUUGUCUGUCAUUACGAAAAUGGAGGCAGGUGAAAUGUCCCCUUUUUGCUAAAUGGAUCAUUUUGUUUCUGCUUUGCUUUCCGAAGCUCAACGAAAUUGCGGCGAGCACCCGGGAGAGUUGACUUUGAGAAGAAGAGAAAAAAAAGUGAAUUUUGUACAAAUUUCUGUUGGGAAAAACCUUUGCUAAGCCCCUAUCUUGUACUCCAAGCAGGAUUGAAAAAAAAAAAUGCUUUGUACCAUUUGCAAAUCUUUUUAGGGCCAGGUCUGGUUUUGCUACAUUUACUGCUCCAGAGAGAGAAUGUGAAAUAUGAGGCACAGUGCAAUCAUGAGCUUCCAACUUUUACCUUCACAGUCAUAUGCAGAGCCAACAUGUAAAUAUCACAUUUGUAGGCACAUCACUCGUUUAUUUCCUCAUGUUUGAUGCAAGGUCCAUUGCAGUUCUCAGCAGCACUUGCUUUCCAACAUCGAGUCUUUGGUUAUUCCUAGAUACCUACUGGAGUUUUUUUUUUUUUCUUGUAUUUUUAUCAAGCAAAAUAUGUUCUGAUUUUCACUGAAAUGUAAAAAAUAAACUAAUUUUCUAAAGCACAAACCUUGAUUAGGGUUAGAGAAACCAGACUGAGACUGUAUACAUAUGGACAAACACGCUUUCAGAAUGCACACAGUACACACACAAAGCCACACACAGUACACAGGAAUGUGUUGGUCGAUCAGUGAUACUGACAUAGGGUUCUGAUGGAUGUAGAUGAAAUGGUGAACCUUCUGUAAAUGUUUUCUUUUGUUUCUUUUGGUUAUGAUAUGGCCCUGUAGAAUCUGAUUCUCUGCAUUAGUCUUUAAAUAAAAAGAAAACAAAUGAAA